AUGGCCGCUGAUCAUCUGAGUUCAUGUACCGACCGUCUUGUAACAUCCGAUCACCUGAGUUCAGAGAGGGGAUCAAAUGAAUCAUCUGGAGAAAGUUCCAGAGCUCAAGGCACCACAAGCCUGCCUACUACUAAACCUAUGAACCAUGAAUCCGAGGAAGAAGAAGAAGCAACUGAUGAAGAGGAACCGCUUAUCCAAUCAGUUGAAUGCCGUAUAUGCCAAGAGGAGGAUUCCGUUAAGAACCUCGAGUCCCCUUGUUCUUGUAGUGGCAGCUUGAAGUAUGCUCAUCGGAAGUGUGUUCAACGUUGGUGUAAUGAGAAAGGCGAUACAAUCUGUGAAAUAUGCCACAAGCCUUAUCAACCUGGUUACACAGCUCCACCUCCUCCUCCCGCUGAUGAUACUGUAAUCGAUAUCGGUGAAGAUUGGGCGAAUGGUGUUCCCUUAGACUUGAACGACCCGCGCAUCUUGGCAAUGGCGGCUGCAGAACGUCAUUUCUUUGAUGCGGACUAUGACGAAUACGCUGAUUCUAACUCGAGCGGAGCCGCGUUUUGUCGCUCUGCUGCUCUUAUCUUAAUGGCGCUUUUAUUGUUACGACACGCCCUGAACCUUACGAACAACAACUCGGACGACGAAGAAGAUGAUCCAUCAGCUUUCUUCUUUCUAUUCAUGCUUCGUGCCGCCGGUUUUCUCCUCCCAUGUUACAUCAUGGCUUGGGCUAUCAGCAUAUUACAACGCAGAAGACAAAGACAGGAAGCAGCCGCUCUGGCCGCAGCAGAAGUAGCGUUUAUGUUACACAGCGGAGGUGGCGUUGGAGGACAACGCAGGGGAGGAUUGCACUUUGCUGUAGCACCUGAGCUGAUAUCUAAUCCACAACAACACCACCCUGAAGCUUCACCGCCGCAAUGA
Molecule: messenger RNA, 906 nt
Organism: Thlaspi arvense
Lineage: Eukaryota; Viridiplantae; Streptophyta; Magnoliopsida; Brassicales; Brassicaceae
Source: the annotation of a GenBank genome assembly